CCCCAAAAAAAAAAAAAAAAAAAUCUCCCUCGCAACACUCCAAUGGCUCGCUGGAUUCGAACUGCAACAAGAACCCUUUUCUCUUCCUUUUCUUCUUCUACUUCAUCACUUCUCCAAUCAAGAAAUGCCAUCACAUCUUCAUUUCUCUUCCAAUCCCCCAGACCUUACUCAGCUGACAACAAAAUUACUAAAUCGCCAUUCGAAGCUAACAUUCUCAGAAUCAUCGAUAAGGAAAUCGAUUACCAGUCUGAAUAUGCCCCUCCAUACCAGCCAGAGACGAGAUUUCAUUCAUUUACAGUGGAAGAUCGAUCAGGAGAGCAGUGGAUGAUAAUGAGGGGUAAAUAUGAUGAUAUUGAAGAUGUUAAACUUGAAGUUACAAUGUUUGAUGGAUAUGUAACUGUUCCAAAACUCGGAGAUGAUGCCUCAGGGGAAGAUGUGCGUCUUCACAUUAGUUUUAUUGUUGAUGUUUCCAAAGGGGAUGGUGGUGAAAAUUUGGAGUUUUUAUGCUCAGCAUGGCCUGAUCGUUUGGAGAUUCAGAAAGUUUACUUGCUCAGGGGUGAGAAGAUGCCGGGAAGGCCUUAUAUGGGGCCUGAUUUCAGGAAGUUGAAUAAAGAGCUUCAGAAGAGGCUUCGCGAGUACUUGGAGGCAAGGGGGGUAAAUGAUGAACUUUCUUUCUUCUUGCAUGAUUAUAUGCUGAAUAAGGAUAGGAUUGAACUUAUACAAUGGCUUGGAAAGGUCAAAUCUUUUGUAGAAAAAUAGAAGGAUGUUUUUUUAUGGUGCCCUUUAUGAGACAGCUUUGUUUAUUUUUUUUUUUUUUUUAUUUCACGAGAUCACUGUUAUUCAGUAUGUAGCUCACGGAAAUGAAAUUCUUGGAUUCCUGACUAA
Messenger RNA from Populus nigra (black poplar), 885 nucleotides. RefSeq lists its product as uncharacterized. NCBI's taxonomy places the organism in Eukaryota, Viridiplantae, Streptophyta, Magnoliopsida, Malpighiales, Salicaceae. Bases 43 to 759 code for a protein of 238 amino acids. The record is from RefSeq and is a predicted model, not a curated record. The transcript has 3 exons. Gene Ontology annotation, cellular component: mitochondrial matrix.